Charadrius vociferus (killdeer) is the source of this 1218-nucleotide messenger RNA. It is a transcript of the gene SGPP2, whose product is annotated as sphingosine-1-phosphate phosphatase 2. Lineage: Eukaryota; Metazoa; Chordata; Aves; Charadriiformes; Charadriidae. Gene Ontology annotation, biological process: sphingosine metabolic process; phospholipid dephosphorylation. Gene Ontology annotation, molecular function: sphingosine-1-phosphate phosphatase activity. The transcript is spliced from 6 exons. The record is from RefSeq and is a predicted model, not a curated record. Gene Ontology annotation, cellular component: endoplasmic reticulum membrane. Bases 1 to 1218 code for a protein of 405 amino acids.
AUGUUCACAAACUUCCCGGUCACACUUAGUGAUUGUAUAGUUCUUGCUCGUGCCUUAGGUGAGGAGGCUAAUGACCAGGAUAAUGGCAAGGUGAUGGGAACAGAAAAGAUAGGUUCCUGUGGAAAGCAGCUGGUAAGGGACAUUGUAUGGAUGAGAUGUUUUCAUCGGAUGGUUUUGGCCAGCCCUCUGCGUGAUGGUGCUUUGGAAGGUGACAAGUACCGCCACAUCCAAGAUGCAAGUAGUGGUUCUGCGCAGAAGUACAUUGUGAAGAACUACUUCUACUACUACUUAUUCAAGUUUUCAGCUGCUUUGGGUGAAGAGAUUUUUUAUAUCACUUUCCUUCCAUUUAUCUACUGGAACGUGGAUUACUCUGUGUCUAGAAGGAUGAUAAUUAUUUGGUCUAUCGUGAUGUACAUAGGCCAGGUCUCCAAGGACAUCCUCAAGUGGCCUCGGCCCCUCUCACCACCUGUUGUCAAGCUGGAAAUGAGGACGGAUGCAGAGUACGGGAUGCCUUCCACCCACGCCAUGGCCGCCACUGCCAUCUCCUUCUCCUUCCUCAUUGCAACCACGAACCAGUACAAGUAUCCAUUCGAACUAGGCCUGGUCGCAGCAUUUGUGUUUUCCACGCUGGUGUGUCUCAGCAGGCUCUACACCGGGAUGCACACAGUCCUGGAUGUGAUCGGUGGAGCGCUGAUUUCGGCUGUGCUGCUCGUGCUCUUGUAUCCUGCGUGGGACACGAUCGAUCACUUGCUGUUAACCAGUCCCUUCUGUCCACUUCUUUCCAUAGUUGUGCCUCUUGUCUUAUGUUACAACUACCCCAAACUAGACUAUUACAGCCCCACCAGGGGAGACACCACUACUAUCUUAGGAGCAGGAGCUGGAGCAACGGUGGGGUUUUGGUUAAAUAACCAGUAUGCUGCACCAGCCUACACCAGAGAAAACUUUCAGCUUGGGUAUCCUCUGAUCACCAGUAAAAUAGCGGUGGUCGUGCUAGCCAGGUUCUUUGUAGGUAUCUUUGUUGUUCUACUGACACGCCGGCUCAUGAAGACCGUGGUCCUCGGCAUGCUGGGUUAUCGGUACAAGUUUCCCAUUGGCGACCUGGAAGCCCGGAGACGACUGGAAGUCGAAGUGCCGUAUAAAUUUAUAACGUACUCCUCAGUUGGCUUCAGUGCCACCGUGCUCGUGCCGCUGCUGCACGAGCUGUUAGGACUGAUGUGA